AUGGCUAUUCCUGCUGAUAAUCGAGAAUUUUACAACAUAAUAAAUGAUGACAAUUUGCUAUCUGAAUUCGUUCGCGACCAAAAUUUGGCUCAGAAAAGUGAAGAUCAUACAUGUCAUUGUGGUUCCUCGAAGAAACUGAAAGAUGGUACUGUGAAGGUCUAUCCAACUAUGCGAUGUACUAAUCGACGAUGUCGAAAUCAAUUAAGUGUUCGCAAAAACACAUUUUCCUCAUUUAUUGAUGCAUUAGACCGACCAAAUUCAAAACUUGAUAUGCGUACAAUUCUGGAAUUAAUAUGGCUUUGGUGCCUAGGAACUUCAUCAUCAACCAUUUCCACCUUGGUACAUGUUACACAAACGACUGUGGUUGAUUAG
Didymodactylos carnosus is the source of this 372-nucleotide messenger RNA. The record is from the annotation of a GenBank genome assembly. Lineage: Eukaryota; Metazoa; Rotifera; Eurotatoria; Philodinida; Philodinidae.